CUUUUGGUGCAGUUAUGGGUUUAAAGGAGGCAUUACGGUUGAAGUCCUUCGACUCCAAAGAGCUAGAUAUCCGAGCCACCAAGACUCCGGAAGGCGAUACCCCGUACUUACAACUUGUGCACCAAAAUCUUUAUCAGAUUCGUGCGCCCGAUGCUCCUGGCGGUCAAGGUGGUUCAGCGGUUCAAACAGACUUAGCAGCUCAAGGCGGUUCUGGUUCUGCCCCCGUGGGAGAGGGGUUACAUGCUGCUCCGAUUCAGACGGUAGCUACGGUUGAUGUUACUGAAGGUAGAAAAGGUGGUUCGACUGGGACGAAAGGUUCUGGCUCUAAGUUUGUGAUUGAGGAUGAAGGGAUUCAUCUUUCUGUUGGGGAAACUGAGGUACGUGCCGGCGGAGAAAAAGGGGGGAGUGGCCAGAAUGAAGACGAAGAUGAUGCAGAAGAUGAGGAAGGGCAGCCCCAAAUUAGUUUGAAAAGAAAACGAGUUGCUUCGACCAAAAAUGACCCGAAGCCUAAACAGCUGAAAAGAAAGAAACCAGGGUUUAAAGCAAUUACUCUCGAUGACGAUGACCAGGUUACCGAGUUUUCUACUGCCGGAGGGGUAUUGGAGAAUUUAGACGAUCAUCUUCAUGGGGGCCGUACCCCUCGGGAUCAUUUAAAAACUCCGUUAAGCCCGUUGUCCUUUGGCGGAGGUGGCGUUAAGGUUGUUACCGACUUGCGUACAUCCGACCUCAAGAAAGCUGAGCCUUCUCCCUCGGGUAAGUUCACUACGGGGGUCGCGUCUAAUGUUUCUAGGCCGAGCCCUUCGCCGUUUGAUGGUGGGGAUAGUGCCUCUUCUUCUCCCUUAUGGUAUGACACUGAAGCCGUGUUCUUGUCCCGGGAGUUAGGUUCGGGUGGUUUUGAAGAUAUGGAUGCAGCUCAUGCUUUGGAGAAGUAUGUGCCGGAAUGGUCAUUGGUGAACAAAGACAGGAUCGUGGAUGCUCUUACAGCCAAGAUGUCUUUAUUUCAUCUAGGGACCCCUGCUGAACAUUCUCAUUAUCGCAAGAUGAGUGGACCAGAGCUUGGGAAUGCCCUGAUGCUGAAUCAAGCUCAGUCGAACUCUUUGGUGGUGGAGACGUACAAGCGUUGGGUUGAAUCGGAGUCAUCAUGUCAUAAGCUUAAACGUGAAAUUGCUAACCUGAAAAACGAAGGUGACGUCCGAUCAAAGACGAAGCAAGAGCUGGUAUCCCUGCGAUCCCAGGUUGAUCAAUUGAAGGGGCAGGUGUCGGAAGCCAAAGAGGUCAACAAGUCCUCUCAGGCUUCGGCUGCAGCUGCUCACGAAGCUCGAGACAAGGCUCUCCAGGACUUGGAAGCUUUUAAGGAAAAAUUUGCUGUCCUGGAGAAAAAACAAGUUAGCUUGGAGGAAAGGCACGCAGCGGAAUUAAAGGAGAUGCAGAAGUCGUACGAUCAACUCUUGGCCGACUACCAUCGUAUGAUAACUGCAAAAGGUGAACUCGAGAGAGCUCGUGACAGGGCCGUCGAGUCUCAUAAUGCGUUGAUUGACGAAGCAAAAGGUAUGCUAUCCCGUUGGGAUACUGAGAUGGUUGAGCUUUACGCACAAACGUCGGAGCUAAUGCUUAUGAAACAAUGGUUCCUUACGGAGGGGGUUGCUUGGGUCGUCAAGCUAGUUCAGCAAAGCCCUGAGCUGGAGAAGGUGGUUGCUGAUUUAGUCAACAGUGUUAAUGCGGUAGGAGCGAACGAAGGAAUAAAGCAGGGUUUCAAGGCUGCUCAUGACUCGGUUCGUUCUGCGGAAGAGGUUCCGGGCUAUGAUGCGGGAGCUCAAGACGUAUUGGACGCUGCGGUGAAGGCCUUCGAUGAACUUCAAAUCUCUGUGCUUGACAAGGUGGCAGAUUUAAUGGAUAAACCAUUAUCAGUCAUUCAACAAAGGAGCAAACUUCCUAUUGUUGGAGAGGACGAUGAUGUAGUUCGGAUUUGAAGUUUUUACUUUGUAAUCGUACA
Helianthus annuus (common sunflower) is the source of this 1993-nucleotide messenger RNA. RefSeq lists its product as uncharacterized. The record is from RefSeq and is a predicted model, not a curated record. Bases 15 to 1970 code for a protein of 651 amino acids. The transcript has 2 exons. NCBI's taxonomy places the organism in Eukaryota, Viridiplantae, Streptophyta, Magnoliopsida, Asterales, Asteraceae.